AGCUAGCGGGGUAUUGAAGGUAGGAGGGAGGCUGCUGACCCUAGUAACAGCCCACCCCAAGACCCUCUCAGCCCCUCACUUCAUCGUCAUCCCGCCCACAGCGAUAAGAGUAAAGUAAAUUUUGAGUGUUUUAGUGUUACGAGUAAAGAAGUGAGCAUCAUCGUCAUCCCAGCCACAGUGUUGAGAGUAAAGCAAGUGUGAGGUGAGGAAACAAGCCGGUAUAAAGACUAGUUGCUGCUGAAUGGUGAUUGCCUCCUGAACCAAGGCCAAGACCAAGUGACCACUCUGUGAAUAUUGAACACUUACAUCACUAUUUACUGAGCACACCAGAAGUGUACAAAAUGAAAUCAUCAAGGCCUGUGAUUGUAGCUUCCCUGCUGUUUGGGGGUGCAGCUGCUGGUCUCUAUGCAUUUUGGAAAAUAUACAAGAAUUCUGGAAUGGUGACCGAAGAGAUGGAGUUGAAGUGGGAACCUGUGGGCACAGUGAAGAAGGUGUUUGUCUACCCAGUCAAGUCAGGCAAAGCAGUAUCUGUACAGAGAGCAGAGGCCGACCAUCUGGGGCUGCUCUACAAUGGAGUGCGGGACAGGUCCUUUAUCAUUGUCUCUGACAAGGGGACGCCCAUCACAGGCCGCACGGCUCCCACAACUGUGCUGCUUCAGGCCACCUUUGAAAACCACAUCCUCACUCUUAACUUUCCACACUCUGAGGAACUCCAGGUGGAUAUCAGCCAGGUUGUAAGAAAUGGAGAAAGGGUUGCAACAAAAAUCUGGGGCAAUGAAGUCUAUGGCCUGGACUGUGGGAAGGAAGUCUCUCAGUGGCUCCACAAAAACUUGAGAACAAAGUGUAAGCUGCAGUACUAUGCCGACGUGCCGACCUCCCGCGGGUCAGAACACCCACUCAGACACAAGCUGCGGAAAGGGGACGACUAUUCCUUGUAUGCUGACUUCACAGCCUACAUGCUCAUGACCACCGAGAGCAUAGAGGACCUUCAGAGUCGUGGUGCACCCAAAGUUGCUGUCGAGGACUUCCGACCCAACAUUGUGGUGAAGGGAGCCCAGAAGCCCUACGACGAGGAUGAGUGGGAGUGCAUCAAGAUCGGGGGCGCCAUCUUCAGGAAUGUUGUGCCCUGUGUAAGGUGUGUCUUUGCUAAUGUAAGUGCCAAGACCGGGAGAAAACAUCCCAAUGAGCCGCUGAACACCCUCAAGACGUAUCGAUGCAGAGAAGGAAGCAACAACCCUCUCCUUGGCAUCAACCUUGUCCUCUACGUGGCCGGUGAGGCCAAGGAGCAAGAGCAGCCAUGGAGGUCAAGUUCGCCAUCGUGCCAGAGGACAGAGCCAGCUCGAGGCUCCAGGAGAUGCAGCUGUACCAAGAGGCUCUCUCCUGGUAAGGUUUUGUGCCUGGAGCUCCUUGCCCUGCAGCUGGAGGGCAACACAGACUACCCUGUCGUGGACCACCUCUAUGAGAAGUGCCACGACGCCAUCACCAUCCUGCGCUCCAACCAGCACAACCCCCAUAUCUCCUCUUCUCUUGAGAACUUACUGCAGACCAUCAAUUUCCAAAAGUCCCUGAUUGAUUCUCGGCCUUCAGACCUCCACCGCACCCAGAGUGAUGGUGUCCUCAAGUACCCAAGUCUCACAAGGGCGGCACCACAGGACAGUGCCUCACAACAGUGGCCAUCAAAGCGAUCCUCAGGGAGGGAAGGAAGUGCUUCAGUGCAGGACAUGCUGGUGCCCAUGACAGGAUGCACUGAGACCCUGGAUGAUGUGAUGGGCAUGGAGGAUGCUAAACAGAUCCUGCAUGAGGCUGUGAUAAUGCCAAUCCAGUACCCACAGCUGUUCCAAGGUGGAGCCAAGCCGUGGACUCGCCUGCUUCUGUAUGGGCCUCCUGGCACUGGCAAGACCAAGCUGGCGCGCGCCCUCGCCUCCACCCUGCAGUGCCCCUUUUACUGUGUUUCCUCAUCCAACCUUCUCUCCUCAUGGGUGGGAGAGUCAGAAAAGUUGAUACGAGACUUGUUCCAGCACACACGGAAGCAGCAAGGACAGGCUGUCAUAUUCUUUGAUGAAAUAGACUCCCUGUGUCGCACACGCUCACAGCGAGAUGAUGAACACUCUCGCAGAGUGAAGUCAGAGUUGCUGCAGCAAAUGAAUGGCAUCGAGGAGGAUGCCAGCUCUGCAGUAUUUGUGCUCGGGGCCACCAACUGCCCCUGGGACAUGGAUCCGGCCUUUCUGCGGCGGUUCCAGAAGUGUAUUUAUGCACCUCUUCCUGGCAGAGAAGCACGACGAGGCAUCAUCAGCAAGCACUUCUCAGAGGUGUCAUUACAUUUGACUGACUCAGACUGGCAGACACUCUUGGAUGCCACUGAGGGCUACUCGGGCGCUGACCUCGCACACCUCGCCACAACAGCUGCCUUCCUCCCCAUUAGGGAACUGCAGUCUGCACGCUUCUGGAGGUUCACAGCAGACAACAAGAUCACACCUUGCUCCAAUGAAACGCUAGGAGCUAUGCAGUACACCCUCAGUAAGCUGCCAGCAAACAGGGUUGUAGCUCGAGAGGUGGAGCUCCAGGACUUCCUGACUGCAACACACACCACACCCCGCACAGUGAGGCCUGCAGACACCCAGCGCUACCAGGAGUUCCUGCAGGCCAGCCACCAGACCUAGCUCGGGUGGAGCAGGUAAUGCAGUCAGUACCUGGCAUGCUCAGCUUCCCAGACUCCGGGAAAGUGUAGUUAGAGAGCCCUGUGAGGCCUUCGGGAAAGUAGUGUGCAUGGGAGUUGUGACCCUCAACCAGGUUUGCCUUGUAUUCUUCUUUAAACUUUUCUGUUUUUGUCUAAGUUAUAUUUCCAUGUGAACUAUUUAUUCAAUUUUCUUUUUAAUUGUCAGUCACCUGUUGGUUGGUUGGUCAUAAUUUCCACACAACUUCACCUCAGUUGCUCUUCAUCAGAGACAAUUACGUAUACAGUUUUUGAUUGCCAUGAGGUGAUAUAUUUAGUUGAGUAUUUACAGAAAAUUAUUUGUCUUUAUUUAAAAAAAGAAAAAAAAGUCUUGAAAACAUUCAUGAAAAGGAUAUAUUACAUAUUAUAUACUAUUUUAUAUAUUAUUUUUGUAAGAUUUAUAUUUUUGUAUUGGUGGUCUUGAAUAAUGUCAGGCUUCAUUAAGUGGAAAAAACUUUAUAUCUUAUGCAUGCUAUUACAUUACUAAUUGUCCUUUGAUUAAGAAAUUAUUUUUUUCCUUUUAGGCUAUAAUGGAUCUUUAUAUUUUUGUAUGUUUUAUGUAUAUAGAACAUUCUUUAUAUUCCUAUUUACUUAUGCAUUUAUCUAUAUCUACCAAUUUAUAACAAUGCAUUGCUGACUAUGUGUAUGUAUGUUCGGGGGGUGGGGUACAUGUGUGUGUGUAUGUGUGUGUGUGUGUGUGUGUCAAUAUUUUCUUCUUCAUUGUAACAACUUCCUCAGUCAAAAGUGUGUUUUCAAGAGUAGAGAAACAGUGUAACAAAAUCAUUGCCGUGCACAAAGGUUCGCUGGUCCUCGCAGCUUUACUCCAUGGUGGAGUGUGUAUUAAACAGGAGGUAAUGAUACUUUUGUGUGGUGUAUAUAUAUAUUUUUUUUCAUUUUAAGCAAAGCUUAUACUGUUGCCUAAUGCCAGAUAGUCAUUUUUCUUGCAUGAAGAUUUAUUGGUUAUGGGGAGUUUUUAGGAAUAUCAAACAAACUUAGUGUUAUUCCUCAGGCAAUUAACCAAUUACUUUGAAUAAAUCAUACAAUUCUG
This is a messenger RNA of Eriocheir sinensis (Chinese mitten crab), 3761 nucleotides long. RefSeq lists its product as uncharacterized. The record is from RefSeq and is a predicted model, not a curated record. Gene Ontology annotation, molecular function: molybdenum ion binding; pyridoxal phosphate binding; ATP hydrolysis activity. The transcript has 20 exons. Gene Ontology annotation, biological process: vacuole organization; endosomal transport. The coding region runs from base 342 to 2660 and encodes 772 amino acids. NCBI's taxonomy places the organism in Eukaryota, Metazoa, Arthropoda, Malacostraca, Decapoda, Varunidae.